AUGUCGGCGAGGGCAACUUCAGUACAUGAACAAGUUGUACAGUAUCCAUCACGCUCCGAACAGUGUCAUGUAUUUUUAGUCUCCAUGCAAUGUCUGGUGGGUGCCUUCAAAGUGUCAGUCCAGACAAAUCUUCAAGGAGGCCACCACGCAGAAGCCAUAAUCGAGAUUGUCUCCGCGUCGGGUGGCAGUGAUCAUCUCGGGGCCAUUCGGAUGGAGAGCGAGCGUCUACCUGUAGCGAUGAAGAUGCUGCAGGUGAAGGCUGCUGCGACGAUCGCCAUGAACGGCUAG
This is a messenger RNA of Phytophthora infestans T30-4, 288 nucleotides long. RefSeq lists its product as uncharacterized. Bases 1 to 288 code for a protein of 95 amino acids. The record is from RefSeq and is a predicted model, not a curated record. NCBI's taxonomy places the organism in Eukaryota, Oomycota, Peronosporomycetes, Peronosporales, Peronosporaceae. The transcript has a single exon.